Messenger RNA from Heterocephalus glaber (naked mole-rat), 3280 nucleotides. The record is from RefSeq and is a predicted model, not a curated record. NCBI's taxonomy places the organism in Eukaryota, Metazoa, Chordata, Mammalia, Rodentia, Bathyergidae.
UAGCUCAGCCUUCCCACCCUGCCUGCCUGGCUUCCCCCACUGUGCUGGCACCUCUGGGGUCUGGGGUGACCUAGAAAUCCUUCCUGAGAAAUGUACUGGGAGCCGCUCUGGCGGGUCCUGGGAUGGCUCAGCAGCCUGCCGUUUAGUCAGGCAGCAGGGAUUCGUGCUGGGCCAGGGACCGCAACAUAGCGCUCUUCCCAGGGGAGGCAGUGAAGUGGGGCUGGGUGUAAGGUGUGCGGCCAGGGAGCGGCCAGGCCCUGAGGGAGGAGCGGAGAGGGGAAGGAAGACUUGCUGGAGGAGGCAGCGUGGAAGUUGUUCCCAGAAGAUUGAGGAGACAGCAGGGCCCCUGAUCUCACUCGGUCCAGUGGGACCCCCUCCUGUCCACGGCUGCAGAACAGGGAGGGCCCUGAGCCCACUGCGGCUGCAGCUGCCCACUCUCUGAGGGACGGGCAGUGGCUGGACCUCACUAGGGAGGCCAGGCCUCAGCCUCCUGAGUGCUGGACUGCGGGCGCUCCCCACCAUGCCUGGCGCACACGAGAAUUCUUUUUAUCCAAGCCAGCUCAAGUCAGCCCCUUUCCUUGCAACCAAAGAGGUCCUCCUCUGGCCCAGAGGCACCGAUUCUGCAGCCUGCCUGCCAGCCGGAAGCCUGGCUCUGCACUGUCCUGGCCGUGCUCUCUGGCCCUCGCCUUGGGCUUUCAUCCUCAGAAGGGGGCAGCGACAGGGUUCUGUGCAUAGCAUGGGCACCGGGGUUGAGUCAGAGCCAUGCGCACCAUGUGCACGCCAGGCGCUCCUACGGGGGACCCUGUGACCCUCCGUCUUCUGGACACUUGUGGGCUGGUGGGAGGCUGCGAGUGACAGCUCUGCUGCCAAGCUCCGGGCGAACCACCCAUCUCCACACCAAGAAAAGCCCCACACAAGUGGCUUCCGUCUCAUUUCGGCCUCCAGGCGAUCCUGGAGGGUGUGGUAGGCAGGCACCCCGUUUUCCUUGUAGAGCCAAAUUCAUACCAAUCGCCUUCUCUUGGGUGGGUGUAGAGGGAGAGGCCCCGCCUGGGGCAGGCACCCUGGCCGCCAGGUUGCCUUGGACUGGAGACCUGGUUCUGGCUGCAGAAGGAGGGCCGGGGUUUGUUUCCGCUCCUGUUUUCUUGAUGGAUGGCUUGCUCUUUGAAAUGUAAAGUCCCCAAGGCCGGUGAGACUGUUGCAGCUGAGGGCACGCAGGCCCUGUGGGUUGGGACAGGGACUGGACUUGAGGGUAGAGACUGAGGAGGCUCCGAGACAACCCAAGCAGCAAGAUGGAUGGCCGAGCUCCAGUUAUAAGCGGCUGCACAGGACCCACGCGGGGCCUUCAGCCAGGAUGCUCCUGCUGCUCCUGCUGGUGCUGCUGCUGGCAGGCACCCGCCUGCUGUGGGCCCAGUGGAAGCUCAGGACCCUCAACCUCCCUCCUCUGGCCCCGGGCUUCCUGCACCUCCUUCAACCCAACCUCCCCAUCCACCUGCUCAGGCUCUCUCGGAAAAUGGGGCCCAUCUACCGGCUGCACUAUGGGCUGAGAAAUGUGGUGGUGCUGAACUCCAAGCAGUCCAUAGAGGAGGCCAUGCUCCGGAAGUGGGUGGACUUUGCCGGCAGACCCCAGAUGCAGUCCUCCAAGCUGGUGUGUCAGAGCUACCCCGACCUGUCACUGGGGGACUACUCCGUGCUCUGGAAGGCGCACAAGAAGCUCACCCGCUCGGCCCUCCUGCUGGGUGCCAGAAACUCCAUGGAGCUUUGGGUGCAGCAGUUGACCCAGGAGUUCUGCCAGCGCCUGAGAGCCCAGGCUGGCGCCCCCGUGGACAUCCACAGGGAGUUCUUGCUCCUCACCUGCGGCAUCAUCUGCGGCCUCACCUUUGGAAACAAGAGUGACACCUUGGUGCGGAGCAUUUGCAGCUGCGUCCAGGACUUGAUGAAUGCCUGGAACCACUGGUCCAUCCAAAUCCUGGACAUGGUCCCCUUCCUGAGGUUCCUCCCCAACCCGGGCAUCCAGAGGCUGAAGCAGAUGGUGGAGGUCAGGGACCUCAUCGUAGGGCAGCAGCUGAGGCAGCACAAGGACAGCCUGGUGGCCGGGCAGUGGAGGGACCUGCUGGACUACAUGCUCCAAGGAGUGGAGCAGCCCGGGAAGGAGCAGGGCUCGGAACAGCUCCAGGAAGGACACGUGCACAUGUCCGUGGUGGACCUCUUCAUCGGCGGCACCGAGACCACAGCCACCACCCUCUCCUGGGCUGUGGCCUUCCUCCUGCACCACCCUGAGAUUCAGCGACGUCUCCAAGAGGAGCUGGACCUGGAGCUGGGUCCCGACUCCUUCACCUCCCGGCUCCUGUACAAGGACCGCAAGCAGCUGCCCUUGCUCAACGCCACCAUCGCUGAGGUGCUGCGCCUGCGGCCCGUGGUGCCCUUGGCCCUGCCGCACCGCACCAUCCGACCCAGCAGGAUCGCCGGCUACGACAUCCCCAGGGACACUGUCAUCAUCCCCAACAUCCAAGGUGCCAACCUGGACGAGACGCUGUGGGAACGGCCCCACGAGUUCUGGCCUGACCGCUUCCUGCCGCUGGGCAAGAGCCCCCACGAGCUGUCCUUCGGCUGCGGGGCGCGCGUGUGCCUGGGUGAGUCGCUGGCCCGCCUGGAGCUCUUCGUGGUGCUGACGCACCUGCUCCAGGCCUUCACUCUGCUGCCACUGGAGGGCGCCCUGCCCUCUCUGCAGCCUCAGCCCUACAGCGGCAUCAACCUGCUGGUGCAGCCUUUUCAGGUGCGGCUGCAGCCCCGGGGUCUCGGGGCCCCGUGCCGGGGCCAGUGCCAGUGAUGGGCAGGACCAGAGCCGCCGUGUGCCUCAGUUUCUCCUUUAUUGCUCCCAUACAAACCCUCCCCUCCCCCCUGUAAACAUGGUGCUGUGAGACCGCGGGCAGAGAAGACUUCCCGGAGCUCCUCUGGGCGCGACCCCCCAGUGCUCGGCAGUCCUCCUGGGGUGCAGGAAAGGUGGGCGGCAGCUCAGCCUCCCUGGGCAGGGGGCCGAUAGCUUCGCGGCCUCAGCUUCAUUUCCGUGAAGGGCACGGAGAAGUCAAAGCCCUUCCAGUGGUACCAGGUCACUCCCUGGGAAAGGUUGGCACGGGUGUCAGAGCUGCGGUCUCAUCCGCCCACUCCCGGCCCGGAGCGGUGACUCAGAACCCCCCCCCCCCCAUGACCCUCAGCCACACAGCACGGAGGCUUCAGCCUGCGCUGGCCCCUUCUACCCAAUAAACCACCUUCCCCAGAAGCA